Purpureocillium lilacinum is the source of this 1977-nucleotide messenger RNA. RefSeq lists its product as uncharacterized. Lineage: Eukaryota; Fungi; Ascomycota; Sordariomycetes; Hypocreales; Ophiocordycipitaceae. The record is from RefSeq and is a predicted model, not a curated record.
AUGGCCUCCAAAUCCGCGCUGCUGCCGCGCGGCGGGCCACCGCGUCUGCUCGCCCGCGCAAGCAGACGACGCUACGAAGCUCCAACAUGUCUCUUCUGCUCGCUCGCCCCGCCCUCGACGCCCGCCGGCCCUGUCCGAUCCAGGGCUCCGAGAUCCCGCCGCGACGUCGCUUCACCACCGCGCCCGAGACGAUGGCAGUCGACCGCUGCGCCUGUGGCUUCGGCCACGCCGUCAAAUCCCCGCGUCGAGCUUGAACACGCACUCCUUGAGCUCCAGCGUCGGGCUCCGAACCUCGUCAACCUCUCUCGCCUCCAAUUGGCCCUGCAGGGUUUGCGACAAUCCGCUGGCCAGGAAGUCGUUCGCGUUGCCAUCCUCGGCCUGGCGAACGGCGGCCCGGCAGAGGGCGGCGGCGCGGUGCAUACCGCGCGUAGGGUUCUUCGCAUGUUGCUGGCCGACCCGCUGUCCGAUGAGCAGCCGUGGGAGCGGGAGCUCGCGGCCCAUGACCCCAGCAAGCCUCUCAUUGUUCGCGUCGCACCGGGCCAACGCGCCGAUGUGCGCGUCGAGAUAUCGACGGACACUGCUCUGCAUGAGCUGCACGUCUCGUCGCCCGACUUGAACGGACUCAACCUGGAGCUCCUUCUCAUGGAGGUUACGGCUCCGUAUGGCGCACCGGGCGAAGUCACGGUCCAGUCCCUCGAGGAUGCCGUCCUCGUCCCCGCUGUCGACAUACCCUCCGCGGAGGACCGCGUGUCGCCCGUCACCACGCCCGUACACCAGGCGCUCCUCGUCGCCGACGGCUUCAUGGGCGCCGUCAACGUCUCCGCCCUGCCCGUCUCCGAGGCGGGUGGCUCCAUCAUGGCCGCCGUGCAGAUCGAAGGCGUCUCCAAGGAGCAGCUCGACACAGACUUUGACAUUGUCGACAUAUCACAAGCAGAGCAGGGCAUCCGACUAUUCCGCCAAAGCCCUGAGCAUGCCAUGGACUACGAGCGUCUCUGGUCCACGAGCAACGUCCCCGCCCUCGCGUCAUGGCUCCGGGCCGGUGCCAGAUCUACCGGCGAGCACGCCACCAAGCCCGCCGUGCGGCAGCUCAUCGCCUCACUGCUGCAAAACACCAUCUCAUCCAUCCACGCAGCCGACGCGCAGAAGCUAUCCCGCGCACUCGCCGCCAACGGCGCUUCUCCCGCCCUCGUCGGCCUGCACGGUCGUCUCGCCGACUGGGCACAGCGCGCCCAUGCCGAACUCCAGGACGAGCUGGACCUGGCCUUCACCGGCCGCCGUUGGAGGAAGCUCGGCUGGUGGAAGCUGUUCUGGCGCGUCGACGACGUCGCCAUGCUGACAAACGAGAUGCUCGGCCAGCGCUUCAUGCCCACCGCCGAGCAGGAGCUCGUGUACCUCACCGGCCGCAUCGCCGAGCUCGCGGGCGACUCGCCGCAGUACCCGCAGCCCGUCUCCGCGGGGGACGCAGACGGCGCCGUCCCCUCGGAGCAGCGCCGCCUCGGCUCCGGUGAGCGUGCGCCCGCCCUCGCCGCGACGUCGUCCUCCGCGCUGCCCAAGUGGCCCGGGCACAUUGCCUUUACGCGCCGCUACCUCCAGAACGAGACCGUCCCCGCGCUGCAGUCCCUGGCGCAGCGGCUCGUCAUGCAGGCGCUCGGCACGUCUGGCGUGACGACGUCUCUCGCCGCGCUCCUGUACGCCUCGUCGUUUGCGUCCACGCUCUACGAGGCUGGCGCCGUGGCCGCCCUGGGCAUUGUGUACAGCCUGGGCCGCAUGCAGAAGAAGUGGGAGGCGGCGCGGGGCUUCUGGGAGGGCGAGGUGCGCGAGGAGGGACGCAAGGCUGUCAGGGGAGCUGAGGAGAGUGUGGCCAUGGUGCUCGACAAUGGCGCGGCGGCCAAGGCGUCAGAACAGGAAGCUCAGGAGCUGCAAAGCGCGAGGGAACUGGUGGCCAAAGCCGAGGACGCGCUAUCGCGGAUACAAUAG